Messenger RNA from Yamadazyma jaroonii, 861 nucleotides. NCBI's taxonomy places the organism in Eukaryota, Fungi, Ascomycota, Pichiomycetes, Serinales, Debaryomycetaceae. The record is from the annotation of a GenBank genome assembly.
AUGCUCUUACUACCUUUCAAGAUAGUAUCAAUUUCAUUGAUAUUAUGGGUAUUUUUGACUACCAUUGUACCUCAAGCCACCACCAAAUUCAACUGUAUCAAAUUGACAAACAAAUAUUAUCCUUAUGAUUCCAUUAGUGAAAAUUCCUUGAAUAAUUCCAUCAUUUACUAUAUCAUAUCACACCCAGAUGAUGAAGUUAUGUUCUUUUCUCCUUCAAUCAUUGAAUUAAGUAAACCACAAUAUAACAAUCGUUUAAAAUUAGUUUGUUUAUCCAAAGGUAAUUCCAUCGAAGAAAUGGGGCCUAUCCGAGAAAGUGAGUUAAUCAAAUCAGCUGAAAUACUAGGAUUCGAUGUAUCAGAUGUUUCAAUUUUUGAUUUUAAAGAUGGUAUGAAUGAAUCCUGGAGUCAUGUUGAUAUAUAUAAGACAUUGGAUUCUGUUGUUAUCGAUGACAGUAAGGAUAAAGUGAUUAUCACCUUUGAUGAAUUCGGAGUUUCAAAUCAUCCUAAUCAUAUUUCUACCCAUUUCGGAGUUUUAAAAUAUUGUCAACAAAAUAAUAUCAAAUUAUUCAAUCUUAAGUCAUUAAAUUUCUUAGAGAAAUAUUCAUUUACUUUAUUAACCAACAUCGAAUUAUUCAUCAAUAAUUGUUUGAAAUUGGUAUUGAGUUACCUAAAUUUCAACAUCAACAUUUCUUUUAACAAUAGUUCAAAUUCAAUUAAAUAUUAUAGUGAUUUGAAUAUGCUCAGUUUAAGUUAUGCAUCAAUGAUGUUUGGACAUUUCUCACAAAUGGUUUGGUUUAGAUACGGAUGGUUAUUUUUGAGUAGGUAUCUUACUUAUAACAAUCUUAUUGAAGUAGAGAUUUAA